This is a messenger RNA of Gongylonema pulchrum, 891 nucleotides long. The record is from the annotation of a GenBank genome assembly. NCBI's taxonomy places the organism in Eukaryota, Metazoa, Nematoda, Chromadorea, Rhabditida, Gongylonematidae.
CGUUUUUCACAAAAUUUUGAAAAAAUUGUUUUGAAGCUUGAGCACGUAUCGGCGAUUGAUUCGGAGGACGAGGACUCGCGUUACGGCGGUCGUUCGGGCGCUCCCUGUUCGGAUCUGCCAAGUCGUGGCUCGUCGGUUGUGCGAUUGUCCGGAUUGCCGUAUGCAUGCACCAAAGAGGAGAUUGUUCGCUUCUUUGAGCCGCUUGAAAUCGCCGACAAUGGAAUUGUAUUGCUUUAUGAUCGCUACAGUGGUAAACCGAAAGGCGAAGCAUUUGUGGCAUUCAAUGAGAGCGAACAUGCAACAAAAGCACUUGCAAAGAACAAAGAAUACAUCCAGCAUAGAUAUGUGGACAUUUAUGCGUCAUCUUAUGGCGAAAUGAUGCGAGCAUUGGAGGACGAUCGUGAGCCGUAUGGUGGCGGUGGCGGCGGCGGGGGCGGCGGCCGAGGUUGGGACAGAGAUCGCCGUCCACGAGGUAUGCCGUACGAUCGCCCAGGUGAUCGUGGUUAUCGUGAUUCCAGAAUGCAUCGAAGCGACGCAUGGGCCGACAGAUAUGGAGGCGGAGGUGAUGGCUACGAUGAUGGUUAUGGUGGACGUGGUGGUGGACCAAUGCGACGGGGCUGGAGAGAUGAGCCACCGCAUAGGGGGUAUUCGCCGCCGCGGCGUCGCUAUAUGACCCCGCCACCGGACUACAGCAUUCGGAUGCGCGGCCUUCCGUAUCGCGCAACCGAGCGUGACAUUGUCGAUUUUUUCCGUCCGAUUCGACCAACAUCGAUUGAUAUUAUCUAUGAAUAUGGAACGGAUCGUCCGAGCGGCGAAGCAGUCGUGGAGUUCCGCAGUCGAGGCGAUUUUGAGGCUGCUAUGCAGCGAAAUCGCGAGUACAUGGGUAUGUGA